AAAUAAUACAAAUGUUAAGUACACAUCACGAAAAAAAUACCAAUCAUUCCACUGAUUGUCAUGUUGACAACAAAUCAGAGGAAUCGGUUAAUCAAAUAAGCAUAACAAGUGAUUCACUAGAUAACGAUAAUGAUCAUAUUAAAUGUCCAAUCGAUCAAUAUUUCAAUGCUGUUCAUAUAUAUUCAAAUGAAUAUUUUAUAAAUUUAACGUGUUCAUUACGCUCUUUACUAGUCAAAAUGUAUAUCAAGUCAAAUCGUUUUCAA
This is a messenger RNA of Schistosoma turkestanicum, 263 nucleotides long. Lineage: Eukaryota; Metazoa; Platyhelminthes; Trematoda; Strigeidida; Schistosomatidae. The record is from the annotation of a GenBank genome assembly.